CACUGCUUUCUCUGGAGUCGACCUCACCGAAUCAAAGAUUCCAAAGCAUUUUUAGCUUUCAGUAGGUCUACCUAACCAUCAAAUUCUCCCCAAGUCUCCCUCCUCUCGCUCCGAUUCUGACACCCACUGUCUUCAAAUUCUACGGCGAUCUUCGAUCAGAGGUGCUCAAUAUGGCUUCAUUCAGAGCAUUCUUGAACAGUCCGGUUGGUCCAAAAACAACCCAUUUCUGGGGACCUGUUGCCAACUGGGGAUUUGUUGCUGCUGGCUUGGCAGACAUGAAAAAACCACCAGAAAUGAUUUCUGGAAAUAUGACUGGAGUUAUGUGUGUUUAUUCAGCAUUGUUCAUGAGGUUUGCAUGGAUGGUACAACCUCGCAACUAUCUACUUCUAGCUUGUCAUGCUUCAAACGAGACUGUGCAACUGUAUCAACUCUCCCGUUGGGCAAAGGGCCAGGGGUACCUAUCAUCAGAGACAGAGAAAAAAGAGGGAGCCUCAGAGUAACUCAAUGCUGCUUCUUUUGCUGCCCAGUUUUACUGGGAUUCUUAUUUGGAUUUGUGGAGAAACUUAUGUUAAUUUCGUUUGUUACCUUUUGAAAGAACUUGCAUUUCAUUGUACUAGUAUAGCUAUGCAGUAGAUAAUGAAGUGAAGCUUGUCAUUUGUGAUGUGAUGCACCAGUUCUUUCACAAUGGUAUAUGAAAUAAGAGAAACAAUGGUACAAGAAACUCAAUUCACGAUUCA
Molecule: messenger RNA, 737 nt
Organism: Hevea brasiliensis (rubber tree)
Lineage: Eukaryota; Viridiplantae; Streptophyta; Magnoliopsida; Malpighiales; Euphorbiaceae
Product: mitochondrial pyruvate carrier 1
Exons: 5
Coding region: 171-500 (109 amino acids)
Biological process (GO): pyruvate import into mitochondria
Cellular component (GO): mitochondrial inner membrane
Source: RefSeq, a predicted model, not a curated record